AUGGAGUCUUCUCCUCCCAGGGCCACGAUGAACGGCGUCGGCCCUGCGGCAGGCGUCAAGCGACCUGCCUCGUUGCUGCCCGCAUUCGAACCUUUGAGCUCAUCACCGGCUUUGCCUCGACCUCAAAAGAGAAUGGCACGAGAUGUAGGAGACUAUCCCACUCCUGUGCCGACCUCUUCAACUCAUAUCAUGUCCUCAUCCCCCCCUCAUAUGUCUAUGGGUCGACCAAAACUUCAACGCAGCGUCUUCUCGUCGAGUACUACGGAACGCGCCCCUUUGUCCACCGUCCCGACCUUGACGCUUCCCGAGUCUGGAGAAUCGUUGCUCAUGGGAAGAUCCAGCGCGUCAUGUCAUCACCAGCUCUCUGCUAAUCGAUUGAUAUCUCGCGUUCACGUCAAAGCAACCUACAAACCCGCCGGCAACCCCUUCGACCGCGACCGUGUUGAGAUCAUGUGCACGGGAUGGAACGGAAUAAAAUUGCACUGCCAGGGGAAAACUUAUGAUUUGGCAAAGGGCAAAACCUUCACGUCUGAUAUCAAAGAUGCCGAUAUCAUGAUCGAUGUGCACGAUGCUCGGGUAUUGGUUCAGUGGCCCCGGCAUGAACGCAAAGAGACGUCUUCGACUGAACCUGAACUUGCUUGGGAUGCAAGUUCUCCCUCCAAGUCGCACCGUGACCUCCAACAAAGUCCUAUCAAAGAAGCACCUCGCCUCGUGUCGCCUACUUCUCCUUCACCUCUGGCCAGAAACCGUAUACCCCCAUCGUCACCUUUGCUCAGUCCGAGUCGUUUACAUAGCACAAUAUCGAUAUAUGAAGAUGAACCAUUGUCCCCAACGCCUGCUAACAGAGAGUCAAAGACCCUUGACGCGUCUAUCACCACAACAUUUGACCACAGCUUGAAUGAUUCGCAUCUCAGCGCCUUGACAGACACAUUCGAAGACUUUUCUGACCACGAUGAAGAAAACGAUCCUAUUGUUCAUUCUUUUGGCCCUUUUGGCGAGAAUCUUUUGCCGCGUAUGGCUCAGUUCCGUGCAGGUGAUUCUCCAAUUAGAAUUGCUCGUCCUCGUACCCAACCGGAACCUCUUCGCUCAGUACACUCCCCUCCACAGCCGGUGGCGAUCAAAGAAGAGGAGACACAGGACAAGAAGAAAGACGAACAACUAGAAGAGAAACCAAAGAUCGAUGAGCGAAGGGCUGCAGCUAUUGCUGCUAUUCAAAAUCACGCCGCCAACCAACUCGCGUUUUCCCGUCUAUCCUCAACUCCGCUUUCCACGAUCCUGCAAAAUCUACCGGCUUCUCUCUGGAAAUCCGACUCUAAUGUAUUUGAACGCUUCACGCGCCACGAAAUCAGAGCCGUUCUCGAGGAUACAAAUUGCAUCGGCGAGGUUAUUCGCGAAGGAAAAGAUGCUGCUGGAAAGGCCCUGGAAAGCGAAUUCUACUAUAUCCCCGACAACGAUGAUGAUGAAAUGCGUCGACAGGCUGUUGUCAACGAUUUGCGCAAACCUGGGGAGCUCCGCGAUCUGAAUGAACGAGCGUGGGCUGGAGAAAGUGAUACAUUCGAAGUCAGCAAGUCGCUGGACUCGUCACUCAAGAAAAACACCGCCUUCAUCAAACGUCUCCGCACGGGAAUCUCAGCUUCUGCGCUCGCCACUUUCAUCGCCGAUAUCCGCACGCUUUCGCUUCACAAAUAUCUCUCGGAAAUCAUUUCGGCAUGCUUUGAAGGUCUCUGCAAGUUAAAGUCUCCUGGUGAGGUCGCCGCUGGAGUCGAGAUCGUAAGCGCGUUACAUCAACGGUUCGGCCCUCACGAAUUCACGAAGCAGAUCGGAUGGUUAUUGGGACGAGGGUUGAGUUCGCCGGAUAAAUCGCAGUUGAAAGCGCUUAGUCAGGAUGUUCGUGAGAGGGAGGAGAAAGAUCGAUUGUCGAGACAUCGGGUCUUGCUCAAGGUGGUGACGGAGUUGUGGCUCGUUGCGGUUUUGAAGACGCUGGAUGACAUUGAGCGGCCGGAUGAUCUUGGGGCGAAGAAUAAGGAUGCAAGUUCGAGUGCGGGGGGGAAGAGUCUGGAUGGACCGUCGAGAGUCAAAUCGGCUGCCAAAGGUGAUCCGGAGAAGGAAUCUGAUCCGUAUCCUUUAGAGGUUCUGAAGGAUCUUUUAGGCCACGACAGGGACCAUACGAACCUCCCUCUUGCUGUUCUGUUCGUCAAGUCAUUUAGCUGGGAUAUUCUGGGUGUCAAGACUGCCGAAGAAGGGCGCAAGACUGUCGAUGCGGACGGCGCAACUACUGCUGCCCCGGACAGUGGCAAUUUACCUGAAGAGACCAACGGAGACGCCGCAGCAGAGCCACCGUUGGCUUCUGAGAAACUUCAACUGCGCUUCAAGAAUAUUCUAACUCGGUACCUGGAGGACGUCAAAGCACACGUCGUUCGCGAUCAAAAGGCACUCACUGCGCAAAGUCGUCGCAAUGCCGAAGCAUACGUCAAAAGUGGCGAGAUUUUUGAGGACCGACAAGCAAAUUUUGAAAAACAAUCCAAAGCGCAUGAGAAGCUAGUAGCAAACACUCAGGCCAUGUGUGAGAUACUUGGUGUGGAAAUGCCUAGCUUGGUCGACAAAGAGGCAGCCGACGCUUCGACAACCGGAGGGAUUGGCCUCGUCAAGACUGCUGAGUAUCUUCGUGGACAAGGCGAUGGUGCAGGUAUCUGGGAAGAUGAAGAAGAGCGACGAUUCUACGAGAACCUUGCGGAUCUCAAAGGCAAAGUGCCAGCUGUGCUACUAGAGGAUGGCAAGAAGAAAAAGGGCGACGCUGAUGAGCAAGCAAAAGGGCAAGACGCAACUGAAAAGGCAGACGCAGAUGUCUCGGCAGAUGCCAAAGCUGCGGCUGAAGCAGAUAAUGAGUCUGUUGCGAUUGUCAACAAAACUGUUGGCGCCCAGGUUGAUGCGCUUCUUGUCAAGCUCCCGGAUCUGCAAACUAAGGACCAAGUCGAUCAGCUUGCGCUGGACUUUUGCUUCUUGAACUCCAAAGCUUCUCGAAACCGUCUCAUCAAGGCUCUACAGGAUAUCCCUAAAGGGCGAACGGAUUUACUGCCACUCUACUCUCGCUUAGUGGCUACCCUUGGACAGCACAUGCCAGACAUCCCUCAAGGAUUGAUCACAUAUCUGGAUGAAGAGUUUAGAAGCUUACAGCGCCGCAAGCAAAAGGAGUUUCUUGGACAAGUUAGAAUGAUCAAUAUCCGAUACCUGGCCGAAUUGACUAAAUUUGGCGUUGUGCCCGAGCAUGUCAUUUUUCACUGCCUCAAGGUGUGUCUGGACGACUUUUCACGUACAAAUAUCGAAAUUAUGGGUAAUUUGCUUGAGAAUUGCGGACGGUAUCUCCUACGGAAUCCGGAAACAUCGCCUAGAAUGUCCUCGUUCUUAGAGACUGUUAGUCGGAAGAAAGCUGCUACGCAUCUGGGUCAGCAAGAGCGAAUGAUUAUCGAAAACGCCAUGUAUUAUGUUGAUCCUCCUGAGCGCCCUGCUAUCCAGCAAAAGGAACGUACACCAAUGGAGUUGUUUAUUCGAAAGAUGCUUUAUCUGGAUAUGAACAAGCGCAAUUACACCAAGAUACUGAAAUCUAUCAGGAAGCUUCACUGGGAAGAGUCAGAGGUUGUCGAUAUCCUUGAACGAGUAUUUAGCAGACCGCACAAAGUAAAGUACGGCAAUAUUCACUUGUUGGCUAUCCUCGCCAGUGCUUUGUACCGCUAUCACCAAGAGUUCGUUAUUGGUGUGGUGGACAAUGUCUUGGAGUCCAUCACCCUUGGCCUGGAACUCAAUGAUUUCAAGUUCAACCAAAAACGCGUUGCAGAGGUCAAAUAUCUUGGAGAGCUUUACAACUAUAAGAUGAUUGACUCUCCAGUGGUUUUUGAUGCCUUGUAUCGCAUUGUUGCCUUUGGGCAUGAAAACGGAACACCGUCGCCUAAUAAGAUCAAUUUGCUUGAUAUGCCGGACGAUUUCUUUCGCAUUCGUCUUGUUUGCACUGUGCUCGACACUUGCGGCGUUUGCUUUGACCGUGGCUCGGCUAAGAAGAAGCUCGAUUUCUUCCUUACAUACUUUCAAUACUACAUCUUUACCAAAGAUCCAUUGCCAAUGGAUGUCGACUUUCUCAUUCAGGAUACAUACUCGCUUGUUCGCCCUCAGUGGAAGAUCGCAGGCGACAUUGAAGAAGCCGGACGUCUUUUUAGCGAGGCAAUUGCCCAGAAUUACAAGGUUCAAGAUGGUGACAAAAGUGCUGAAGUAGAUGAUGACGAGGUUGAGAGCAUUUCUUCUGAUGCCAAUGGUGAAGAAGGUCUUGACGAGGAUGGCGUCGCGGAUAUUGAUGAUGGACAGUCCUCGGCUGAAGAAGCUGAACCAUUUGCCCAAAACGGGGAUGAAGAGGGCGAAGUAGCCGACUCAGAAUCCGAGGAUGAGAAGAUCUUUGUUGCGCGUCAGGAAGAAGAAAGAGACCCCGAAGCGGAGGCUGAUUUUGACCGAGCUUUCGAGAAGAUGAUGGCUGAAAGCAUGGAGGGUCGCCGAUUUGAAAGGAAGGCUCUGUUUGACAUACCGCUUCCUAUGCGGCCAUCUCGUCGGGAACAGACAGCAAGCGACGAGAUGCCGAUACAAGCACCGCAAGCGCCAGCUAAAACCAUGGCAUUUUCGCUCAUGACCAAGAAAGGAAACCGGCAGCAGACGCGCACAAUUGAGCUGCCUUCCGACUCUAGCUUUGCAAUCGCCAUGAAAACGCAACAACAGGCAGACCGCGAAGAGCAGCAACGCAUCAAGAACCUUGUUCUGAGCUAUGACCCAGGAGACGUGGAACAACCCGAAGUCUCGGAGAAACGACCGUCGCGUGACAAUAGAAUGGACAAGUCGAACCGGCCGGGAUUUCGUUCACGGAAAUUGCAAUUGAGUGAUGUUGACUGGUAG
Molecule: messenger RNA, 4929 nt
Organism: Talaromyces amestolkiae
Lineage: Eukaryota; Fungi; Ascomycota; Eurotiomycetes; Eurotiales; Trichocomaceae
Exons: 8
Coding region: 1-4929 (1642 amino acids)
Biological process (GO): nuclear-transcribed mRNA catabolic process, nonsense-mediated decay
Cellular component (GO): cytoplasm; exon-exon junction complex
Molecular function (GO): RNA binding; protein binding
Source: RefSeq, a predicted model, not a curated record